GUUUAAUUUUACGAUGAAAAAUUAGACCAUACUAGAAUCUUAUUUACAGAUGCAUGUAAAUGCUAUAAGCGUGACUACAAUUAAACUAGCUCAUUACAAGAAUAUUUUUCAUGUACAGAUUUAUGUUUCAUCCUUGUUCCUGAAUUUCAUUGUAACUGUUUGCAUAAUUUACAACAGCACGAUUUAUACACUACGAAAACUAACCUUGGCUGGUCGCGGGUUAGUUUUGAGCCCUUUUCAAAGCAUAGGAAUUAAAUUCGUGGUUAGUUCAAGCAAGGGAACCGGAUUUAGUUUUCGUAAUGUAAAUCGAUCCACAGCCGGUAUUUCGGUAAGCAUUUUAUAUGGUGCUACAUACAUGGACAAUUUUAAAUAUUUUGAUACUUAUGAGAACAAGCAAAUUAUGUUAAAUAUAUCAUCCCGUAUAACUGUCCUUUUGUAAGACUUAUGACUACACCCUAUGUUUUACUACUGCCUCACUUAUACAGUAGUCUAUUAACUGUGCAGUAGUAAAACUCGCAUUGUCAUUACAAUGCAUCGUUAAAAGAAAGUUAAAAAUCAAAGCACUUGACUAGAUGCUUGAGUUAUCUUAUUAACCUUGAGAUCUCACAGUUUAGUCUCGGGCCCUUCCAUAGAAGAAAUGAGCUCAGCCUCUGGCGAAUCUUCAUCGUUCACUACUUUUACGGCUUGUUCCGGCGAGUCGCGGCGUUUCUCGAGAGGUUUCCGAUCUACUAACGGAGCCGAGCUUGUCUUUCGGGUAACUUCAGAGCGUGAUAAGGUAGAUUUCUGUGUUGAUCCUGUAGCUGUUGUGCUGAGUGGCUUUCUGCCUGCCUUCUUCAAGUACAUGUUUAAUACUCGUUUUGUCAUUAUAAAACCAAUCAUUAUAAAUACACCUUGAAGAGAAAAAGAAAUAGGAAUUAAGUUGUAGUCUUUAGAGCCUCGUUUUCGUAUUUGUGACAUUAGAGACCUUAUGAUUUAGGACGGCAACUGCUACCAAUACAAUAAAUCAUUGAAAAGAAUUGAAUAACUACAAUAUAUGAAUAAUUUAGACAUUGUCCUCGCUCUGUUUACAACGCUAAAUCACAUAUUUUUCACGUCUUGAUACAAUGGCUGCAUUUCAAGCCACAACAAAUGCAACUUCAAACAUAAAACCCAUGUCUUCAACUUCUAAGACUGUAUUAAAUUCAUACGAUUGAUAAUAUAGCACGAAUUAUCUUUACUACCAUUUAUUUGAAGGAGUUUGUUUUGGCCGUCGUCGUCGCGUUGCUGUCCUAUAAUCGUCAGGUCUCUAUAACGGAGACUCUACGAUGAAGGACGGCAACGCGACGUCUAUCGACGGCCAGAAUAAAAUCAUUCAAAUAAACGAUUGUAAAGAAAGUUUGUAGACUAUUAAUACUGUUUGGUCUAUAGUUUUAAGCGACGCGACUUGUGAAAAAUUUGAAAUUCAAAUUUCGUUCUCUCGUAGCCUAUCGAAGGGGAGAAUGGAGAUGGCUGUGAAACUCAUUAGAAUAAUAAUAUAAAUCAUUAUCUAUGUUGGUCAACGUUUAUUCAUAAAUCUGGUCCUUCACCGUCACGUGUGUAUUGUAUUUUUGUGUAUGUAUGUAUGUAUUUAAUUUCUUUAGAGACGCUAUCCUCAUCAGCUAUACGGCUGCUUUUCAUGAGGGGCGUGUAUAACUAACCAGCAAUGUUAGCAAUGUUUUAGGAAAGUCGCCUAUCCGUGACUCGAAUAGUAGGGAAACUGGAAAUUGCUAUUGGUGGAUUUGGCAGAAAUACAAUGCACACGUGACGGUGAAAGAACCAGAUAUAUGAAUAAACGUCGACUAACAUACAGGUGUCCCCCAAAACAAGAAAACUAUUGAAAUCGGCAAUAACAAUUUAAUUGUUAGAAGUUAAAUGCCUUUGCGCUCUGUUGGUUCCCACGAGUGCAUAAAUGAUUGACAUAAGUAAAUUUUUUGCAUAAAGAAACUGUUUAAGAAGCUGUUUUUAAUUCCCAGGAGCAGAAAAUCGCGCACUUUACCAGGAGAUAUUCCUAACUAAAUUCUAAUACCUUGUCAAUAUUUUACGCAUCAUUACGUCCAGCUGUUUGGUAGGGUAUUCAAGUGAUUUCAAUAGUCUUCAGGACCCUCUUUUUUGGGACACCCUGUAGAUAAUGAGUUAUAUUGUUAUUCUAAUGAGUUUCACACCCAUCUCCAAGCUUCUCCCCUCGACCAUGAUUCUCUUUGAAUCAAAACUGAUGAAGCUUUGCCUCGAAACUGACCUAAUUUAAGAUGAGUUGCAGUUUGGGAAAAUGUGAUCAAGCGAUGUGUGUUGUGUUAAUGUACAUUUUAACACUGCAUAGUGUUAUGCCGGCGAAUUUUGGGUAUAAUGCCGAUGUAUUUGAAGACGAAAUGAUUGAAUAUGAAAAGCGGCAGCACGGCGGGCAGACAGCAAUACCUCACGAUAAUAUCAAUCAGUACCAAGAUUUACUUGAUGGAAUCAAUAAAGCUGAAGCGGAGAUUUUGAACGAAGACCUGACCUUUGAUUCGAACUCGCUACAAGUCACAAGUCAAGUCGUGCAGGGGACGUUGUAUCGUGUUGAAGUUGAUGUUCAGCCCAAAUCCUGUUCCGGUUCAGAGAGUUGCAACGUGGUGAAGCAUUGCUCGUUUAAAAUCUGGUCACGACAAUGGCUAUUGCUGUCUGAAGAUGAGAAACUGAAGAUUAUGGAUAUUACUUGUCAGUGACGCUUGAAUUGCACAUUUUGUACUUAUACUGAAUAGAUUUGUUGAUUAAAUUUGAAAUGUAUUUUUUAUGGAUCUUACUUGUCAGUGACGCUUGAAUUGCACAUUUUGUACUUAAUAGAUUUGUUGAUUAAAUUUGAAAUGUAUUUUUUAUGGUCUUACUUAAUUGUCAGUGACGCUUGAAUUGCACAUUUUGUACUUAAUAGAUUUGUUGAUUAAAUUUGAAAUGUAUUUUCGCUUCAUGUUCUGUGCAUGUUAUUUA
Paramuricea clavata is the source of this 2976-nucleotide messenger RNA. The record is from the annotation of a GenBank genome assembly. NCBI's taxonomy places the organism in Eukaryota, Metazoa, Cnidaria, Anthozoa, Malacalcyonacea, Plexauridae.